GCAGCACUAUAUGGAUGACUACAUACAAAGUCUACCGGAUGAAUCUACCGCGAUUGAUAUGGUGAAGGAUAUAAUUAAUAUUCACAAAGAGGGUGGGUUCGAAAUUCGGAAUUUCACGAGCAAUAACUUGGAUGUGUUGAAAAGUGUGCCUACCGAGGCUUUAGGCGAUGCUGCUGUAAAAUUCAAAAUAGGUCAGCAAUAUGAAGGCGAACGAACACUCGGGCUCAUUUGGUACCCAGGGACGGACGAACUAGGUUUCGACGUGUCGUUGAAGCGUGUGCCACUUGAUAUAUUGAAAGGUGAGCAAAGACCAACUAAAAGGCUAAUGUUGAAAGUUAUUAUGUCAAUAUUCGACGUGUUUGGCUUUUUGGCUCCUUUUACCAUUCAAGGCAAGAUAAUGCUGCAAGAUACGUGGAAAUCGCAUGUCGGCUGGGAUGACACCAUUCCUGACGCCACAUUUGAUAAGUGGAGAAAGUGGCUCGAGCUGCUGCAGACGAGUUCGACGUGCUACGAUGUGGUGGCCGAAUUGACGCCGCACUAG
This is a messenger RNA of Cydia fagiglandana, 541 nucleotides long. RefSeq lists its product as uncharacterized. NCBI's taxonomy places the organism in Eukaryota, Metazoa, Arthropoda, Insecta, Lepidoptera, Tortricidae. The transcript is spliced from 3 exons. Bases 11 to 541 code for a protein of 176 amino acids. The record is from RefSeq and is a predicted model, not a curated record.